Homo sapiens (human) is the source of this 10900-nucleotide messenger RNA. It is a transcript of the gene ACACB, whose product is annotated as acetyl-CoA carboxylase beta. The record is from RefSeq and is a predicted model, not a curated record. Lineage: Eukaryota; Metazoa; Chordata; Mammalia; Primates; Hominidae. Gene Ontology annotation, biological process: fatty acid oxidation; positive regulation of lipid storage; regulation of cardiac muscle hypertrophy in response to stress. The transcript is spliced from 52 exons. The coding region runs from base 1849 to 9036 and encodes 2395 amino acids. Gene Ontology annotation, molecular function: ATP binding; acetyl-CoA carboxylase activity; biotin binding. Gene Ontology annotation, cellular component: mitochondrial fatty acid beta-oxidation multienzyme complex; mitochondrial outer membrane; mitochondrion.
AGCGAGUCUCACUCUGUCGCUCAGGCUGAAGUACAGUGGCGCGAUCUCGGCUCACUGCAACCUCUGCCUCCAGGGGUCAAGCAAUCCUCCCACCUCAGCCUCCCAAGUAGCUGGGAUUACGAGCAUGCACUACCACGCCCGGCUAAUUUUUGUACUUUUAGUAGAGAAACUUUUAACUAAAUGGGCAAGAAAGAAUGCAUCCAGCCAGAACCUCGAGACUAGCAAAUGCAUUUCUUAAAAGGGCAGGGAGGGAGACCAGAGUUUGCUUGAAAAUACUGCUUCCUUUCCUUAUCUAUGUAGGGAAGGGUUUAUCAUUCUACAUUUUGUGGUCAGCAAGCUGGCUUUCACGGGAGGAGGAUGCAUGGUCGAUUUGCCCUCUGGUAACUUUGGGAUCUUCCUCUAAACAACAGUGGACUCCCUUAGCCAAGGAAGAAGUGAAGGGAUAAUUGUGCUUACACCAGUUAGCUUUUCACACUUCUCUCUCUCCCGGUGCAGCACUGCCGGUAGGGGGAGCAGUGAGCUCCAAGUUUCCAGGAAUAAUUCAAAACACAAUUAUUUUAUAUUUUAAAAUAUAAAAUGUAUAUUUUAAAUAUAUAUACAUACAUUUCUAUAUAAUAUAUACAAAAGUUCAAUAUACGUAUAUUGAAUAUAUAUGUAUAUAAGUUCAAUAUAUAUGUAUGUAUAUUCAAUAUAUAUGUAUGUAUAUAUGUAUAUAUAUUCAAUAUAUAUGUGUAUAUAUUGAACUUUAGUCAUGUGGUGACACUUUAAACAGUACACAGAGCAGCUUCUGGGUCCAUGACCCUCCAAAAAUUUAAUUACUGAUUCUUUAGAAACUAGGCAACUCAGCCAGGUGUGGGGGCUCACGCCUGUAAUCCCAGCACUUUGGGUGGCCGAGGUGGGUGGAUCACCUGAGGUCGGGAGUUCAAGACCAGCCUGACCAGCAUGGAGAAACCCUGUCUCCACUAAAAAUACAAAAUUAGCCAGGCGUGGUGGCACAUGCCUGUAAUCCCAGCUACUUGGGAGGCUGAGGCAGGAGAAUCACUUGAACCCGGGCGAUCGCACCAUUGCACUCCAGACUGGGCAACAAGAGCAUAAGAGCAAAACUCCGUCUCAAAAAAAAAAAAAAAAAAAAACCAACCAGGCAACUCAUUUUGAUGAACUCUUAGCUAUGUGGUAGUUGCUUUUUUCAUGUGUCAAGUCUGCUAUAUUCCUGCACUCAGUAUGCAAAGAUGCAUAAAAGGCAGUCUUAGCCUUUUAGGUCAGCGGUUGGCAAACUUUCUGUGAAGGGUCAGGUGGUAAAUAUUUGAGGGUUUGCAGUUACCCGUUCUCCGUGGGAACUGCUCAACAACUCACUGCAGAGAAAGCAGCCGUGGGCAAAACGUACAGGAACGGGCGAGGCUGUGUUCCAAUAAAACUUUAUUAUUUAUGGACACUGAAAUUAGAUUUUAAUAUGAUUUUCAUGUGUCACGAAAUCUUUUUUUUUCCUAAGCAUUUAACAAAUGUAAAAACCACUCCUAGCUUGGGAGCUAUUGGAAAACAGGCAUCUGGAACCACAGUCUGCAGACCCCUGUGUGUACUCACUGUCAGUGCGGUGGGAACAAAAAGGCAGCAACGGCUGGGUCAGCCCAGGAAAGAAGACAUUUCCCAGUGGAGAGAAUGUCUGAGUGGAUAUUGAACUUUCCAGGCCACAAAGAGGAACAAGAGCAUUCAACACUGAGGAGCCUGCCUCUGCAAAGGCAGGACCCACAUGCUGGAUGUGGAGCUGGAUGGUUCCACGUGGCAAGGUUUGGGAGGCUUCUGAGAACCUGGCCUAAUGAUUCCUGUUUCCUCCCUUUUCAGAUUUUCUGAAUGGUCUUGCUUCUUUGUCUAUCUUGUCUGAUUUUCUCCUGUCUGACCUUUUCCUGGUUAAAAAUCUGGGGGAAAAUGACGGACUCCAAGCCGAUCACCAAGAGUAAAUCAGAAGCAAACCUCAUCCCGAGCCAGGAGCCCUUUCCAGCCUCUGAUAACUCAGGGGAGACACCGCAGAGAAAUGGGGAGGGCCACACUCUGCCCAAGACACCCAGCCAGGCCGAGCCAGCCUCCCACAAAGGCCCCAAAGAUGCCGGUCGGCGGAGAAACUCCCUACCACCCUCCCACCAGAAGCCCCCAAGAAACCCCCUUUCUUCCAGUGACGCAGCACCCUCCCCAGAGCUUCAAGCCAACGGGACUGGGACACAAGGUCUGGAGGCCACAGAUACCAAUGGCCUGUCCUCCUCAGCCAGGCCCCAGGGCCAGCAAGCUGGCUCCCCCUCCAAAGAAGACAAGAAGCAGGCAAACAUCAAGAGGCAGCUGAUGACCAACUUCAUCCUGGGCUCUUUUGAUGACUACUCCUCCGACGAGGACUCUGUUGCUGGCUCAUCUCGUGAGUCUACCCGGAAGGGCAGCCGGGCCAGCUUGGGGGCCCUGUCCCUGGAGGCUUAUCUGACCACAGGUGAAGCUGAGACCCGCGUCCCCACUAUGAGGCCGAGCAUGUCGGGACUCCACCUGGUGAAGAGGGGACGGGAACACAAGAAGCUGGACCUGCACAGAGACUUUACCGUGGCUUCUCCCGCUGAGUUUGUCACACGCUUUGGGGGGGAUCGGGUCAUCGAGAAGGUGCUUAUUGCCAACAACGGGAUUGCCGCCGUGAAGUGCAUGCGCUCCAUCCGCAGGUGGGCCUAUGAGAUGUUCCGCAACGAGCGGGCCAUCCGGUUUGUUGUGAUGGUGACCCCCGAGGACCUUAAGGCCAACGCAGAGUACAUCAAGAUGGCGGAUCAUUACGUCCCCGUCCCAGGAGGGCCCAAUAACAACAACUAUGCCAACGUGGAGCUGAUUGUGGACAUUGCCAAGAGAAUCCCCGUGCAGGCGGUGUGGGCUGGCUGGGGCCAUGCUUCAGAAAACCCUAAACUUCCGGAGCUGCUGUGCAAGAAUGGAGUUGCUUUCUUAGGCCCUCCCAGUGAGGCCAUGUGGGCCUUAGGAGAUAAGAUCGCCUCCACCGUUGUCGCCCAGACGCUACAGGUCCCAACCCUGCCCUGGAGUGGAAGCGGCCUGACAGUGGAGUGGACAGAAGAUGAUCUGCAGCAGGGAAAAAGAAUCAGUGUCCCAGAAGAUGUUUAUGACAAGGGUUGCGUGAAAGACGUAGAUGAGGGCUUGGAGGCAGCAGAAAGAAUUGGUUUUCCAUUGAUGAUCAAAGCUUCUGAAGGUGGCGGAGGGAAGGGAAUCCGGAAGGCUGAGAGUGCGGAGGACUUCCCGAUCCUUUUCAGACAAGUACAGAGUGAGAUCCCAGGCUCGCCCAUCUUUCUCAUGAAGCUGGCCCAGCACGCCCGUCACCUGGAAGUUCAGAUCCUCGCUGACCAGUAUGGGAAUGCUGUGUCUCUGUUUGGUCGCGACUGCUCCAUCCAGCGGCGGCAUCAGAAGAUCGUUGAGGAAGCACCGGCCACCAUCGCCCCGCUGGCCAUAUUCGAGUUCAUGGAGCAGUGUGCCAUCCGCCUGGCCAAGACCGUGGGCUAUGUGAGUGCAGGGACAGUGGAAUACCUCUAUAGUCAGGAUGGCAGCUUCCACUUCUUGGAGCUGAAUCCUCGCUUGCAGGUGGAACAUCCCUGCACAGAAAUGAUUGCUGAUGUUAAUCUGCCGGCCGCCCAGCUACAGAUCGCCAUGGGCGUGCCACUGCACCGGCUGAAGGAUAUCCGGCUUCUGUAUGGAGAGUCACCAUGGGGAGUGACUCCCAUUUCUUUUGAAACCCCCUCAAACCCUCCCCUCGCCCGAGGCCACGUCAUUGCCGCCAGAAUCACCAGCGAAAACCCAGACGAGGGUUUUAAGCCGAGCUCCGGGACUGUCCAGGAACUGAAUUUCCGGAGCAGCAAGAACGUGUGGGGUUACUUCAGCGUGGCCGCUACUGGAGGCCUGCACGAGUUUGCGGAUUCCCAAUUUGGGCACUGCUUCUCCUGGGGAGAGAACCGGGAAGAGGCCAUUUCGAACAUGGUGGUGGCUUUGAAGGAACUGUCCAUCCGAGGCGACUUUAGGACUACCGUGGAAUACCUCAUUAACCUCCUGGAGACCGAGAGCUUCCAGAACAACGACAUCGACACCGGGUGGUUGGACUACCUCAUUGCUGAGAAAGUGCAGGCGGAGAAACCGGAUAUCAUGCUUGGGGUGGUAUGCGGGGCCUUGAACGUGGCCGAUGCGAUGUUCAGAACGUGCAUGACAGAUUUCUUACACUCCCUGGAAAGGGGCCAGGUCCUCCCAGCGGAUUCACUACUGAACCUCGUAGAUGUGGAAUUAAUUUACGGAGGUGUUAAGUACAUUCUCAAGGUGGCCCGGCAGUCUCUGACCAUGUUCGUUCUCAUCAUGAAUGGCUGCCACAUCGAGAUUGAUGCCCACCGGCUGAAUGAUGGGGGGCUCCUGCUCUCCUACAAUGGGAACAGCUACACCACCUACAUGAAGGAAGAGGUUGACAGUUACCGAAUUACCAUCGGCAAUAAGACGUGUGUGUUUGAGAAGGAGAACGAUCCUACAGUCCUGAGAUCCCCCUCGGCUGGGAAGCUGACACAGUACACAGUGGAGGAUGGGGGCCACGUUGAGGCUGGGAGCAGCUACGCUGAGAUGGAGGUGAUGAAGAUGAUCAUGACCCUGAACGUUCAGGAAAGAGGCCGGGUGAAGUACAUCAAGCGUCCAGGUGCCGUGCUGGAAGCAGGCUGCGUGGUGGCCAGGCUGGAGCUCGAUGACCCUUCUAAAGUCCACCCGGCUGAACCGUUCACAGGAGAACUCCCUGCCCAGCAGACACUGCCCAUCCUCGGAGAGAAACUGCACCAGGUCUUCCACAGCGUCCUGGAAAACCUCACCAACGUCAUGAGUGGCUUUUGUCUGCCAGAGCCCGUUUUUAGCAUAAAGAUAGCCACCAUCCUGGACUGCCAUGCAGCCACCCUGCAGCGGAAGGCUGAUCGAGAGGUCUUCUUCAUCAACACCCAGAGCAUCGUGCAGUUGGUCCAGAGAUACCGCAGCGGGAUCCGCGGCUAUAUGAAAACAGUGGUGUUGGAUCUCCUGAGAAGAUACUUGCGUGUUGAGCACCAUUUUCAGCAAGCCCACUACGACAAGUGUGUGAUAAACCUCAGGGAGCAGUUCAAGCCAGACAUGUCCCAGGUGCUGGACUGCAUCUUCUCCCACGCACAGGUGGCCAAGAAGAACCAGCUGGUGAUCAUGUUGAUCGAUGAGCUGUGUGGCCCAGACCCUUCCCUGUCGGACGAGCUGAUCUCCAUCCUCAACGAGCUCACUCAGCUGAGCAAAAGCGAGCACUGCAAAGUGGCCCUCAGAGCCCGGCAGAUCCUGAUUGCCUCCCACCUCCCCUCCUACGAGCUGCGGCAUAACCAGGUGGAGUCCAUUUUCCUGUCUGCCAUUGACAUGUACGGCCACCAGUUCUGCCCCGAGAACCUCAAGAAAUUAAUACUUUCGGAAACAACCAUCUUCGACGUCCUGCCUACUUUCUUCUAUCACGCAAACAAAGUCGUGUGCAUGGCGUCCUUGGAGGUUUACGUGCGGAGGGGCUACAUCGCCUAUGAGUUAAACAGCCUGCAGCACCGGCAGCUCCCGGACGGCACCUGCGUGGUAGAAUUCCAGUUCAUGCUGCCGUCCUCCCACCCAAACCGGAUGACCGUGCCCAUCAGCAUCACCAACCCUGACCUGCUGAGGCACAGCACAGAGCUCUUCAUGGACAGCGGCUUCUCCCCACUGUGCCAGCGCAUGGGAGCCAUGGUAGCCUUCAGGAGAUUCGAGGACUUCACCAGAAAUUUUGAUGAAGUCAUCUCUUGCUUCGCCAACGUGCCCAAAGACACCCCCCUCUUCAGCGAGGCCCGCACCUCCCUAUACUCCGAGGAUGACUGCAAGAGCCUCAGAGAAGAGCCCAUCCACAUUCUGAAUGUGUCCAUCCAGUGUGCAGACCACCUGGAGGAUGAGGCACUGGUGCCGAUUUUACGGACAUUCGUACAGUCCAAGAAAAAUAUCCUUGUGGAUUAUGGACUCCGACGAAUCACAUUCUUGAUUGCCCAAGAGAAAGAAUUUCCCAAGUUUUUCACAUUCAGAGCAAGAGAUGAGUUUGCAGAAGAUCGCAUUUACCGUCACUUGGAACCUGCCCUGGCCUUCCAGCUGGAACUUAACCGGAUGCGUAACUUCGAUCUGACCGCCGUGCCCUGUGCCAACCACAAGAUGCACCUUUACCUGGGUGCUGCCAAGGUGAAGGAAGGUGUGGAAGUGACGGACCAUAGGUUCUUCAUCCGCGCCAUCAUCAGGCACUCUGACCUGAUCACAAAGGAAGCCUCCUUCGAAUACCUGCAGAACGAGGGUGAGCGGCUGCUCCUGGAGGCCAUGGACGAGCUGGAGGUGGCGUUCAAUAACACCAGCGUGCGCACCGACUGCAACCACAUCUUCCUCAACUUCGUGCCCACUGUCAUCAUGGACCCCUUCAAGAUCGAGGAGUCCGUGCGCUACAUGGUUAUGCGCUACGGCAGCCGGCUGUGGAAACUCCGUGUGCUACAGGCUGAGGUCAAGAUCAACAUCCGCCAGACCACCACCGGCAGUGCCGUUCCCAUCCGCCUGUUCAUCACCAAUGAGUCGGGCUACUACCUGGACAUCAGCCUCUACAAAGAAGUGACUGACUCCAGAUCUGGAAAUAUCAUGUUUCACUCCUUCGGCAACAAGCAAGGGCCCCAGCACGGGAUGCUGAUCAAUACUCCCUACGUCACCAAGGAUCUGCUCCAGGCCAAGCGAUUCCAGGCCCAGACCCUGGGAACCACCUACAUCUAUGACUUCCCGGAAAUGUUCAGGCAGGCUCUCUUUAAACUGUGGGGCUCCCCAGACAAGUAUCCCAAAGACAUCCUGACAUACACUGAAUUAGUGUUGGACUCUCAGGGCCAGCUGGUGGAGAUGAACCGACUUCCUGGUGGAAAUGAGGUGGGCAUGGUGGCCUUCAAAAUGAGGUUUAAGACCCAGGAGUACCCGGAAGGACGGGAUGUGAUCGUCAUCGGCAAUGACAUCACCUUUCGCAUUGGAUCCUUUGGCCCUGGAGAGGACCUUCUGUACCUGCGGGCAUCCGAGAUGGCCCGGGCAGAGGGCAUUCCCAAAAUUUACGUGGCAGCCAACAGUGGCGCCCGUAUUGGCAUGGCAGAGGAGAUCAAACACAUGUUCCACGUGGCUUGGGUGGACCCAGAAGACCCCCACAAAGGAUUUAAAUACCUGUACCUGACUCCCCAAGACUACACCAGAAUCAGCUCCCUGAACUCCGUCCACUGUAAACACAUCGAGGAAGGAGGAGAGUCCAGAUACAUGAUCACGGAUAUCAUCGGGAAGGAUGAUGGCUUGGGCGUGGAGAAUCUGAGGGGCUCAGGCAUGAUUGCUGGGGAGUCCUCUCUGGCUUACGAAGAGAUCGUCACCAUUAGCUUGGUGACCUGCCGAGCCAUUGGGAUUGGGGCCUACUUGGUGAGGCUGGGCCAGCGAGUGAUCCAGGUGGAGAAUUCCCACAUCAUCCUCACAGGAGCAAGUGCUCUCAACAAGGUCCUGGGAAGAGAGGUCUACACAUCCAACAACCAGCUGGGUGGCGUUCAGAUCAUGCAUUACAAUGGUGUCUCCCACAUCACCGUGCCAGAUGACUUUGAGGGGGUUUAUACCAUCCUGGAGUGGCUGUCCUAUAUGCCAAAGGAUAAUCACAGCCCUGUCCCUAUCAUCACACCCACUGACCCCAUUGACAGAGAAAUUGAAUUCCUCCCAUCCAGAGCUCCCUACGACCCCCGGUGGAUGCUUGCAGGAAGGCCUCACCCAACUCUGAAGGGAACGUGGCAGAGCGGAUUCUUUGACCACGGCAGUUUCAAGGAAAUCAUGGCACCCUGGGCGCAGACCGUGGUGACAGGACGAGCAAGGCUUGGGGGGAUUCCCGUGGGAGUGAUUGCUGUGGAGACACGGACUGUGGAGGUGGCAGUCCCUGCAGACCCUGCCAACCUGGAUUCUGAGGCCAAGAUAAUUCAGCAGGCAGGACAGGUGUGGUUCCCAGACUCAGCCUACAAAACCGCCCAGGCCGUCAAGGACUUCAACCGGGAGAAGUUGCCCCUGAUGAUCUUUGCCAACUGGAGGGGGUUCUCCGGUGGCAUGAAAGACAUGUAUGACCAGGUGCUGAAGUUUGGAGCCUACAUCGUGGACGGCCUUAGACAAUACAAACAGCCCAUCCUGAUCUAUAUCCCGCCCUAUGCGGAGCUCCGGGGAGGCUCCUGGGUGGUCAUAGAUGCCACCAUCAACCCGCUGUGCAUAGAAAUGUAUGCAGACAAAGAGAGCAGGGGUGGUGUUCUGGAACCAGAGGGGACAGUGGAGAUUAAGUUCCGAAAGAAAGAUCUGAUAAAGUCCAUGAGAAGGAUCGAUCCAGCUUACAAGAAGCUCAUGGAACAGCUAGGGGAACCUGAUCUCUCCGACAAGGACCGAAAGGACCUGGAGGGCCGGCUAAAGGCUCGCGAGGACCUGCUGCUCCCCAUCUACCACCAGGUGGCGGUGCAGUUCGCCGACUUCCAUGACACACCCGGCCGGAUGCUGGAGAAGGGCGUCAUAUCUGACAUCCUGGAGUGGAAGACCGCACGCACCUUCCUGUAUUGGCGUCUGCGCCGCCUCCUCCUGGAGGACCAGGUCAAGCAGGAGAUCCUGCAGGCCAGCGGGGAGCUGAGUCACGUGCAUAUCCAGUCCAUGCUGCGUCGCUGGUUCGUGGAGACGGAGGGGGCUGUCAAGGCCUACUUGUGGGACAACAACCAGGUGGUUGUGCAGUGGCUGGAACAGCACUGGCAGGCAGGGGAUGGCCCGCGCUCCACCAUCCGUGAGAACAUCACGUACCUGAAGCACGACUCUGUCCUCAAGACCAUCCGAGGCCUGGUUGAAGAAAACCCCGAGGUGGCCGUGGACUGUGUGAUAUACCUGAGCCAGCACAUCAGCCCAGCUGAGCGGGCGCAGGUCGUUCACCUGCUGUCUACCAUGGACAGCCCGGCCUCCACCUGACCGUGGCCCGCCCAGCCACUCCCGGGACCACGGCAAAAGGAACCACCCAGACCCACCACCCGUACACCCUCAGCAGACCCUGAAGACUUGCUUUUAAACAAAGAAAAUCCUGGGCACUUCUGCAGGGCUGCUGGUUCCGAGCUGACACCCGUCUUAACAAAAGGCCCAGGAGUGCCUCUUCCAAACAAAAACAGCCUCCUCUCCAUAGCUGGGAAGUUUAUUUUGUUUUGUCUCUGAAGACAGCAGUUUUAUUGCAUCACUAAAUCUAAUCAAGCUAAAACAUCCCUGUUUCCUUUUGCAAAACAGUGCCUGGCAUGUGGGAUCCAGGCGUUCUUUAGGAUCCUUGGAUACCACAUCGUGAAAUCUUUUAUUUUUUUACUCUGAGACCAGCACCAGAUGUAAGUAAGCAUCUCAUAUAUUUCAGCCAAAUAAAUGGGCCAAGGGAAAAAAAUAUAUAUAUAUAGACAGGACUAGAGAAAACCUAUUUUUGUAAUGAUGUUUCUUUGGAUACUGUCUAGUCACCCAGAAAAAUGUAUGGAUGAAUUUUUUUUUUUUUUUUUGAGACAAAGUCUCACUGUGUCAUGCAGGCUGGAGUGCAGUGGCAUGAUCUCACUGCAACCUCCAUCUCCUGUCUCAGCCUCCUAGAUAACUGGGAUUACAGGUGCCCACCACCAUGCCCGGCUAAUUUUUGUAUUUUUGGUAGAGACAGAGUUUCACCAGGUUGGUCAGGCUGGUCUCAAACUCUUGACUUCAGGUAAUCCACCCACCUUGGCCUCCCAAAGUGCUGGGAUUACAGGCAUGAGCCACCAUCUUCAGCCAGAUGAUUUUUUUAUUGAGAGAGUGAAAUGCUAUUUUGUUCCCCAAAUGGCGCUAGUGAAUCACUAGGAGGGUCCCACUGAUAGGCCAUGUUUAGCACUGGUUGCCAGGGAUUCUCUUUUUGAGAGAGGGAAAGCAAAAUGAAUGGAAGUACCCAGCUGGAGGUUUCAGGGCUUCUGGAGGAUGCUCUCGCAUAGCUCGAGGUCCUCUGCCCACCUCUUCUCUCCAAGGAAAAUGAGGACUGCCCCUUCCCCCUGCAGGAUUGGCCCCCAGCCUGCGCAUGCACCCUCCUCUUGCCCAAGUGGGGAGCACAGAGGCGGAGAGGAAUCCCUUACCACACCCACGGCCCAGCUUGCUCACGAGUGUCACCUCUGUGACGGUCACCACUGCUCCCUUGGAGGGCCACUUGAGUUACUGUUGCUUCCUCGCCUGCUGGCUUGAUGAGCACCGAUGGUGGGAUCUGACCCCGAGGGGCAGAGCUGUCGGUGACUGAGGACUGGACUGUGGUGACCAUGCCGAUUUGCUCAGGGAGAACGUUGCAAUGCACCCAGCAGCUCCUGGCUCUGCAGGCGGCACAGCCUGGGGCCCUGUGAUCCUCUGGUUUCUUCCAUUGGGGCGGAGUCGGGGAUGGAGGGAGCUGGCCACAACCCACUGCUCUGAUGGGUGGUUUGUCCAAGGAUGCUGAAUGUAAUGCCUGGUCAAUGUGGAAGCCCAUGAGGUUGCCCAGGGAAGCCUCCAAAAGCUGGGAUGCUUGAGGGUAUCCAAGUUGAAAAAGACAAAAUCUGACCAUCAGCCAGUGACAGUCCUGGCAAAUGAAGGUGGGGCGGGGCAGUGAGGGGUGGGAGAAGGUGAAUGAUUCAUUAUUCCACCCCGAGGUUUGCUGGGGUGAGGGGAAGAAUCGAUGCUGCUUUGGGAACUGAAGGUUUUUCUGUUGGGAAGGCCCUCUUGGUUUUGGAGAGAAAGACAAGUUAUGAGUAGCUGCUACCCUGGAACGGUGGGCAGAGAGCCUACUAGGAAAUGUGCAGAAUAAACUAUUUUUUGAAGGAAA